Molecule: messenger RNA, 1022 nt
Organism: Eruca vesicaria subsp. sativa (arugula)
Lineage: Eukaryota; Viridiplantae; Streptophyta; Magnoliopsida; Brassicales; Brassicaceae
Source: the annotation of a GenBank genome assembly
GAGAGAGAGAGAGGAGCUUAUCGUUCUUUCAUCAAUGGCCUUCGCCGUCACCGGCGUCUCCCCACCAGAACCGCCAGACCCAGACCCAGACCCACCAGAGCUAUCUUUAGCAUCUCCUAUCUCUUCCACCUCAGUUUGCUUCCUUGUCUUAACUUUCACUAUUUCAGAUCUGGAUCUAAAAAUUCAAAUUUUCAGAGAAAUAGAUCUGAGCAACCAGAUCUUCAAAGAGAUUCUUCUCUUAAAAGAUUUUGGUUUGAUGAUUUUUCUUGUCGUGUUCAUACGACCUCUUACUCCAGUAUGCAGAUCUUUCUUCAUCACCUCAUAUCCAGAAGCUCACCCUUCUCUCACUUUCACCAAGUCUGCCACCACUGGAUCUCGUUCACCGCCAUCACUGGACCCAUUAAUCUUUCUACUGGAUACAUUCCUGCAGGUUAUAGAUUUGAAACUUUAUGUCUCUAUCUUGCUUGUUUCGAUGUUGUCCCUUGGGUGUUCUAUGGUGCUUUGUUACAAUAUGCUCGCCUCUGUGCGACUCUCUGCAGUAUGCAGCUUAGUGUUUCUGGAUUGUUUAUCCCUUGUGAAGUAUGAUUGUCUCCCAUAUGUUCCAUUCGACUUGAGUGGCUGUGUUGCAGGGAGUAGUGUGCACAAGAUUGUAUAUGCUUCCAUGUUUGUUCUGUUAAAAGGCUCAUCAAUUUGGUGCUUUGUCGCCUUUGCUUGUGAUGCCGAAAUUAUGAUUGUUAAGUCUGCUUUUGUUGCGGUCUCAAUCCCGGGUGUUAGACCAUUAUCCGUGCUCUCUAAUUCCCACAGCCUCAUUUCACUUCUUAGCACAAUUGGCGUUGAGUUUCGAGGACUGCUCAACGACAUUAGGUGUUGUUUAUGUGUUGUGUUUGCUCCUAUCUUAUGGUGUUGUAUCUCAUUGCUCUGCUUUGCUAUGGAAGCAGAUGUUUUAGCCGGUUUGGCCUUGUUGUUGCUUGAUGUAAACAAUUUCUCCAGUUAUGGAGACUAAUGAUUUAUAAAGCUGUUGU